Messenger RNA from Bursaphelenchus xylophilus (pine wood nematode), 508 nucleotides. The record is from the annotation of a GenBank genome assembly. Lineage: Eukaryota; Metazoa; Nematoda; Chromadorea; Rhabditida; Aphelenchoididae.
AUGACAACUAAACGGUAAGUUUAUUACCCAAUUAGACUUGAUUUUUGGGGGUUUCAAGGGGAAAAAAGAUGGUUUUCCUUUGGCUUGAAGCUUUUUUGCAUCAAAAAUAUAGUCUAGGAGAAGUAAAGGAUGUAUUUGAAUAUGGGAAAUCGCCUUUAUUCUCGGUAUAAAUCCUCCUAAUUAAACUUUUUCAGCACCGUCCUUGUUGCUUUCACAGUCUUCUCGAUGAUCUCCCAAGUAAUUUCCCAAGAAUCCCAGCCCUCUCUUCCUUUGAUGGGUCCAAGCUCGGCGGCCGUAAGUUAAUUCCCAAUCAAACCAUAAUCUUUUUUCUCAGUUCCCUCUACGCAACAGUUACGUUCCUCAGGCAGUCUCAUUCGCCUCUCCAGCCUACGUCUUUGCCAGUUAUUCUUCGGGCGGAUAUCGGCUUCAAGGUCAAGUCGAAGACGACUCCGAUGACAAAGAGGACGAAAAACGCCGCAAGUUCAUGGUUUAUCGACGAUUCCAUUGA